Molecule: messenger RNA, 824 nt
Organism: Lates calcarifer (barramundi perch)
Lineage: Eukaryota; Metazoa; Chordata; Actinopteri; Centropomidae
Gene: timm9
Product: translocase of inner mitochondrial membrane 9 homolog
Exons: 4
Coding region: 293-565 (90 amino acids)
Source: RefSeq, a predicted model, not a curated record
CAAUAAUUUAAUAAUUAGAUUUAAACUCUAAAAUAAUCCGAUUUUCUUUCGUUAUUUUUCAAAGUAAAAAUCGUUUUUAAAUCGUUUGAAUCUGCGGCUCCGUGUCUCUGCACAUGUCCUUCCGUCCGCUGGAGGGAGGAUUCUUCUCAUCAAACACCGACCUCAGGUCAGAUUAAACCUUCAUGUCGUGUCUCUGAUUCGGAGUCUAAGUCACAGUGUGUGUCUGCAGGUCGCAGGGCGGGAGUCUGAGAGACCGUAUUCACAACGAAACCCGAGACUCUGAUUCUGAAACAUGGCGGCGGUCCAGGUGUCUGAGUCCGACCAGAUCAAACAGUUCAAAGAGUUUCUGGGAACCUACAACAAGGUGACGGAGAACUGCUUCAUGGACUGUGUCAAAGAUUUCACCACCAGAGAAGUGAAGGCAGAGGAGUCCAGCUGUUCCGAGUCCUGUCUGCAGAAGUACCUGAAGAUGACGCAGCGGAUCUCCAUGAGGUUUCAGGAGUACCACAUCCAGCAGAAUGAGGCCCUGGCUGCUAAAGCCGGACUGCUGGGUCAACCUCGCUGAACCUGGACUGAACUGGACUGAUAACAUGAACCCCCCCCCCACGCCAGGGGCUGAGUGGAUCCUGGUCCAGCAGGUCUGGUGUCACUGUGUGAGACGAACAGAGUCUGAGCUGCAGCGGUCUUCAGUCUGAGUGAAAACAGCUGAGCUGCUGUGUCAAAGCAUCAUGGGAGAUGUAGUGUAAAAACAGUGGAUUUGUCCUUUAGUGUUUGUUUGCUGAUGUUGAAGUAAUUUUUUAAUUAAACAUCAUGACGUCUGCAAA